Molecule: messenger RNA, 1074 nt
Organism: Dioscorea cayenensis subsp. rotundata (Guinea yam)
Lineage: Eukaryota; Viridiplantae; Streptophyta; Magnoliopsida; Dioscoreales; Dioscoreaceae
Product: ubiquinone biosynthesis protein COQ4 homolog, mitochondrial
Biological process (GO): ubiquinone biosynthetic process
Cellular component (GO): mitochondrial inner membrane
Source: RefSeq, a predicted model, not a curated record
ACUCGGCCGGCAGGCACACCUCCUUCACCGGCGAUCCCCGGCUCGCCGUCGCUUGCGGCGAAGAAGCCGCAGCACCCACCAAGUCGAUUCGGCAGCGAACAACGUCAUUGCUAACGCGGCGUGGACGAAGAGCAGCAGUGAGGAGCGCUGGACGCGGGAUCGAGUUCUCUGAUUGAGAUCCGACCAUCUUCCUUGAUUUGAUCUCUUUGAGAGAUCAUAUUUUAAGAGGUUAGUAAAAUGAUUGAACGAGCACGUGUUCAUCUGAAGGGAUGGCAGCAAGCAGCAGUAGCUAUUGGUUCUGCUUUUGGUGCUCUGAUGGACCCCAGAAGAGCAGACCUAAUUGCUGCUCUUGGGGAGACAACUGGUAAACCAGCUUUUGAAAGAGUGCUCGAGCGAAUGAAGAAGAAUCCUGAAGGAAGAGAAGUUCUAUUGAACCAGCCGCGAGUUGUAUCUGCACAGGUCUCUCAUGCAUGGGACAUGCCAGAGAACACCUUCGGCUGGGCUUAUGCGAGGUUCAUGGGAACAAGAAACUUUUCCCCUGAUGACCGACCACCAGUUCGGUUUAUGGACUCUGAAGACUUGGCAUAUGUAGCCACACGUGCUCGGGAGGUGCACGACUUCUGGCACGUCCUAUUUGGUCUUCCAACUAAUUUGAUUGGUGAGUCUGCCCUUAAAGUAAUAGAAUUUGAGCAAAUGCUUCUCCCAAUGUGCUUUCUUUCUGUGAUCGGCGGAUCAGCAAGGUUCAGUGAGAAACAGAGGGCUUUAUUCUUCAGGCAUUAUUUCCCAUGGGCAGCUCGUGCCGGAAUGAGUUGCACUGACUUAAUGUGUGUGUACUAUGAGAAGCAUUUCAAUGAGAAUUUGGAUGAGUUGAGAAGGAAAUGGGGAAUCAUUCCUUGCCCAGAUCCGAAAGCAAAAACCUAAUUUCAUUGACAUUGUCUUCUAGUUGUUCAUGAAGAUUUAAGGAUGGUGCCAAAGAGAUGCUGAUUGUUUGAGUAUGUAUUAAUGUACUAGCUUUCUGAUGUUACUUUGUUUGUGUGCAAAUAGAAAUAAGAUAAUUUUAACUGUUUUCCUUAA